Pieris macdunnoughi is the source of this 1416-nucleotide messenger RNA. NCBI's taxonomy places the organism in Eukaryota, Metazoa, Arthropoda, Insecta, Lepidoptera, Pieridae. The record is from the annotation of a GenBank genome assembly.
AUGUGGAAAGCAGCAACUGAUGUAGUUGCUCCUCCCCCAGCAGAAGCUGAUGACUGGGAGACAGACCCUGACUUUGUAAAUGAUGUUACUGAACAGGAACAACGAUGGGGACCUGGAGGCAGACAUGUAGAAGCCAUUGAUAUGGCAAAAUUACGUGAGGAAGUACUAGAGGCAGACAAGGAGGCCAAACAGAAGGCAUAUGAACAUGGACCUAAGUCUUCUUAUGGUUAUGGAGGUAAAUUUGGCGUACAGACGGACAGAAUGGAUAAGUCUGCAAUGGGACAUGAUUAUAUUGGUAAAACUGAGAAACAUGUUUCGCAGAAGGAUUAUGCUCAAGGAUUUGGUGGAAAGUUUGGAGUGGACACUGACAGAGUUGAUAAGAGCGCAGCUGGGUGGGACCACAAAGAGCAAGUAGAGAAGCACUCAUCCCAAAAGGACUAUGCGGUGGGUUUUGGGGGCAAAUUUGGAGUGCAGACAGACAGACAGGACAAGUGCGCCGCUGGAUGGGAGCAUCAUGAAACUGUUGAGUCCCAUAACUCGCAAAAGGACUACGCAAUUGGCUUUGGUGGUAAAUUUGGCGUGCAGACAGACAGACAAGACGCGUCGGCUGUGGGCUGGGAAUAUCAAGAGCAGACACAGAAGCACGCGAGCCAAGUCGAUCACAAAAAGGGUUUCGGUGGUAAAUUCGGUAUACAGACGGACAGAGUCGAUAAAUGUGCGCAUACGUUUGAAGAAGUGCAAAAGGUUGGAACUAAUUAUACGAAACAGAAGCCGAAUAUAGGAAGUGCCAAACCGUCAUCUAUAAGAGACAAAUUUGAGAAUAUGGCCAAAGAAAAGGAACAGGAGGCCUUAAAGUCUGUUCAAAGGAUAAGACAAGAGAGGCAACAAAUUGACAAGAGUUUGUCGGAUAAGGAAAAAGUUCGAUUGGAAAAAGAGAAAGAGAAAAGUCCAGAGAAGCAGGAAGUAGAGAAACCAGUGAAAAAAGCAGAACCAGAGAAAAUAGAAGUAACAGAAAAACAACCAAAGGUUGAAAUAGUGGUACAGGUUGAUAAAGAACCGACAAAAGUUGAAGAAACACCGGAAGUGAAGCAAACUAGCAGUAACCUACCGGAUGUUACGCUCACCGGAGAUACUAAGGAGGUACAAGAAAAAGAUGAGAUGUCGCGACAGCCAACCAUAGUGGUAUCUCCCGUUGGGUGGGAGAACGAGAUAGCAGAGGGAGAGGGAGAUGAUGACGACGGAUAUAUAGCGCGAGCGUUGUACGACUACCAAGCCGCAGCCCCUGAUGAGAUAUCUUUUGACCCGGACGAUAUUAUUACUAAUAUUGUUAUGAUCGAUGAAGGCUGGUGGCAGGGCCUGUGUAAAGGCCAGUACGGUCUCUUCCCAGCUAAUUACGUGCAAUUGCAAGACAAAUAA